Bombina bombina (fire-bellied toad) is the source of this 5674-nucleotide messenger RNA. Its product is annotated as cell surface hyaluronidase-like. The record is from RefSeq and is a predicted model, not a curated record. The transcript has 25 exons. Lineage: Eukaryota; Metazoa; Chordata; Amphibia; Anura; Bombinatoridae. The coding region runs from base 359 to 4948 and encodes 1529 amino acids.
GAUUAAAGAGUUAGUCCUACUUAGUUACCUCACAGAGAGCUGUCAAUCCCUGUCAAGGUUCCUAGCUGUAUGGGACCUGGUGUCUGAGCUGUCUUUGUACAGUGCAACUGGAUGGAACAGGGGAGGGCAGAGCUACCUCAUCUCUUAUUUAAAGAGUGUACCGGUGUCAGAAAAGAGAAUCGAUUUAAACCCAAGAGACACGAGGGGAAGGGGAGGGAGCUGCCGGCAGCAAGGGGCUAAGUAGGAAAGUUCCAAGCAAGACGAACUGCAGUGCUAACCUAUAUGCGAUGCAGUGCAAGUCCUCUCCAGCACUGAGCCUCUGAGCCCCGGGGCGGGACGUGGCCCUAGAGAUUUAAACAUGCUGGGAAAAGUCAGAAUGAGAUUGAGCGCAGAACAAGAUUUCCUACCCCCCACCACAGCACAGGACUGCCUGCAGCUCCAGGCAAACAGAGCGUGGAAUGAGGAUGCUGGGGACUUGUAUAUGAGAACAUCCUCACAUACAGGAGUACAGUGGACCAGUCAGCAGGAUGUGGGCACCUUUCACUGCUUGGUAGAACAUCUACUGAGAAGAAGACUUACUGUGUAUCUGCCAUCACCCAUCUGUGUCCAUGCCCUUAUGCUCCUUUUUAUGCUUUUGUGCUUGCAGAGCUGUGAAGCAGGAAAUCUAAACUUAUUUUCAGAUGGCAGCUUUGAUGCCAACACAACUUUGAGAACCAUGGCUGGGGCGGAGACGUAUGUGAUUAAACGUUCAAGAAGGAAUAUCCAAGAAUUUCCAUCUGUAUUGCCGGAUAAUUCAUUAAAUGAAGUCACAGACUUACUAGAGGAAAAUACUAGGACCUUACACAAAAAGGGGAAGACUUGGCCAUGCAAUAUUCUUCUAAAGCUAUCUAGACAUGUUUUAGUGUCUGCAUUGGGGCCCAACCUCGCUUGGAACAUCUUUCCUUUCCAUAAAUGUGACCAGGACCUAAAGCCCAGAAACAGCCUUAUUAAUCCCCUGAAGCUAUUACAUGCCAAUGUCAAACCUAUGCUACUUCACAGAGUCCUGAAGUUUCUUGGUGAAUUAGGUUUCUUAGAUGAAUCCCAACAAAGCAAAGCUUUCUCUGUGCUCAAGAAAAGAAUUCUCCAUGCAGGAAAUCCAGUGAGGACACCCGGUAUCAAACCUAUGGGCAGAUGCCCUGAUAAAAAGCCUCACCUGAUUCACUGGAACCCAGGGCAUGAUGGAAGGAGGUCAGCAGUCAUAGGUCGUGGUGUGGCCCUGAGGCUGGAAUCUUCAGCAACUUUCCACUCUUUGCUUAUUCAGGAUGGAGGAUCAUUAGUCUUUGCAGAUGACCAGAUAUCAAUUACACUGAGGACACAAUACAUCCUAAUUAGAAAUGGUGGCUCUCUUCAUAUUGGCUCAGAGCUUUGCCCCUACAAUUCCAGUGCAACCAUCUCACUCUAUGGGAAAUCCACAGAUGGUGAUGACAUAGAAGACUUUGGGAAGAAAUUCAUAGGAGUAGACAAAGGAGGGAUUUUGGAAUUGCAUGGAAGGAGACCAUUAUCAUCCUGGACCUUGUUGGAUGCCACUUUGCGUCCUGGAGGCUUGCCCUAUGGAUCCUAUAAGUGGGAAAAGCACUGGGGUAGCAGGGGCAUCAACAUUAGAAUUAUUGAUGCAGAGACCGGCCAGGUGCUGGCUAUGGAUCGUUUUGAUACUCACAUGUUUCUGGAAGAAGGGAAACGUCUGGAAGAAUUUCUGUCCAAGCAGAGUCCAGGCAAAGUUGUGGCUGUAGCAGUGGGAGAUUCUGCAGCCAAAAGUUUAACUCCAGAUACAAGGAGAUAUCUAAGAGAUGUUCUGAACAGCAGAUAUAUCUUUCACUUGGGCUACAGGCAGCCUUGGGCUUUUGUUGGAGUUCUUGGUGAAGGUCCCUUUAAGGUGUCUGAGGAUAGAAAACAUUAUGAAAGCAACGGUACGACAGGUCUAGCUACAGCCACAAGGGAAUUCCAGACAUAUGGAGGGCUGCAUUUCACCGUCACUGCUUACAGUGGCUGGAUUAAAGGAGUUCCACGGAAUGGCUUCAGGAUAGAAGUUUCCAGGGGCAUCAUCCUUACAUUAGUGGAUGACGUUAGGAGUUGGUUGCCUGGUAACAGAAUAGUCAUUGCAAGUACUGAUUACUCGAUGUACCAGGCUGAAGAAUUCAAUUUGCUUCUGUGCCCUGAAUGUAAAAGUAAUCAAGUGAAAAUUGAUGGUAGCCCCCUUUACACGCACAUUGGAGAGGUUAUAGACGGUAUUGACAUGAGAGCAGAAGUUGGGCUCCUGACAAGAAAUAUUGUCAUCAAGGGGGAAAUGGAGGACUCCUGUUACGGAAAUAACUUUUGUCAGUUUUUUAACUAUGACACCUUUGGGGGUCAAAUCAAGAUCCAGAGACAUUUUACUUCUGUUCAUCUGUCAGGAGUAGAAGUAACACAUAUGGGACAGCAGCUGUUGGGCAGUUACCCAGUGCAUUUCCAUAUGACAGGAACUGUGGAUGAAGAUGGAGGAUAUAGUCCCCCAACAUACGUUGACAAUCUAGCAAUCCACCACUGCUUCUCCCGAUGUGUUGCUAUUCAUGGGACUCAUGGACUUCUGGUGAAAGACACUAUUGGUUAUGACACCCUGGGUCACUGCUUUUUUCUUGAGGAUGGUGCAGAACAAAGAAAUACAUUUUAUCACAAUCUGGGGCUUUUAACAAAAGCUGGGACCAUCCUUCCCACAGAUCGCAGUGAAGCUAUGUGUCUGGCGAUGAAGGAAAAUGUAUAUGGGGAUUAUAUCCCAAUUCCCAGCACUGACUGCAUGGCCGUAACCACAUUUUGGAUUGCAAAUCCUAAUAACAACUUGAUUGGAAAUGCUGCAGCAGGAUCUCAGGAUGUUGGCAUUUGGUUCAUAUUCCAUAAAGUGCCCUCAGGUCUGUCUGAAGGGCAAUAUGCAGAGGGUGAGUCUGAGUUUACGCCCCUGGGAAUAUUUUACAACAACAGAGUGCAUUCUAACUUUAAGGCUGGUUUAUUCAUUGGGAAAGGAAUUAAAACAACAGUAGCAAACGCAGAGAAUCCAAGAGAGUAUCUAACAGUGGAUAAUGCCAGGUUCCGGCCUCAUCAAGACUCUGAUCCUGCCAAGCCUCGAGUUCCUGCUAUCAUAGAUGGCCUCAUCGCUUUCAAAAACAAUGACCAUGGAGCAUGGGCGAGAGGAGGAGACAUCUUUUUCCGUAACUCAGGGUUUUCAGACAAUGGGAUUAGCCUUACGUUAGCAAGCGAUGGGACCUUCCCAACUGAUGAGGGCUCCAGUCUGGAGAUCACAGAUUCCAUCUUUGUUGGUGAGAGUGACAAUGUGGGCUCACAGAAAGGACAGAACAGUUACUGGGGAAGAGGAGGCUCGGGGGAGCAGAGAUCUUUACCAAGAAACAAAACAUUCCCAAUCCGAGGGUUUCAGAUUUAUGAUGGACCCGUCAGGUUGCUGAAAUGCACUUUCAAGAAAUUCCUCCCAACUGUGGACAGACCCUCCAGUGCUAUUGCCUUUUCCUUAAAGAAUUCCUGGCAGAUCACUCCUCAGAACAACGUGUCCCAGAUCAAAAUGGAGAGGAACGUUGGUCUCAAGGUGUUCUUUGGACGAUCUGGACAGUGGUUUGGAUCAAAUGAUUAUGACGGUGACAAAGUCUCAGUUUUCCAUGACUUAGAUGGCUCAGUGACUGGAUACAGAGACACUUUUGUAGGACGUGCAGAUAAUUAUAUUUUGCGUCACCCGGGCUGCCUUACAGUGCCAAGAUGGAAUGGUGUAAUUUGCGCAGGAAAAUAUGCACAGCUUUAUAUCCAGGCCCGGAGACCUGAAAACCUGACUAUGUUGAUUGCCAGAGCAGCCUAUCCCUCUAAUCCAUUGAGGCUUACUGGUGUGAAUAGAGGAGCACCAUAUCAACAGUACCAGCCCGUGGUGAUGUUACAGCAAGCCUAUACCAUCCGGUGGGAGGGCCAGACGCCCAAAGAAGUAAUCUUAUAUCCCAUUAACUUCAACAGGGGAGAUUGGUUACAGAUUGCUUUAUGUUAUCCGCAAAGUGCAAUAUUCCAGGUCACAGCAGAUAUUUAUGAGCGAAACACUGGAAGAGUUCACAGCGUACGGCACUAUUCCUCAGCGCACUCCAUAUACCAGUCCCUUCAUCAGUCAGAAGCCAGACUGUUCCACUUCAGUCGGGAGUCAGGAUACCUCUUCCUACAUCUGCAAGCUCAUACACCACGAAUUGGGCACAGCUACUGUUCCCAGCAUGGCUGUGAGCGAAUCAAAAUCACUGCUCACUACCACCCAGAGGAGUUCAAGGAAUGCAUGGCUAACCCGUUUCCUGAGAUGGCUAGUAAUAUACAAACUCCAUCACUCUAUCUGUCUCAACGAACUGCACUGCCUUGUAGUCAGUGUGGAGCUCCGCAGGUGGCAAUAACCAGCAACCCUACAAUCAAAUACACCAGAAUACAAGUGCAAUCUCUACGAAGGGCUGAUGCUUUAAAUGGAUUGCAAUCUGCCUUCAUCAAGGUUGAUGAUGAAAUUUUCCUGUUCAAAGGAAGAGGCCUGUUCUUCCUGGUGAUGGAUGUCUGCUCUGGGGCAGUUGUAGGCAAGAGGCACUUUGAAAUGAUUAGUGAUAAAAGGGUAACAAAGGCAAUAACCAGUUACAUUCAAGCUUCUUUGAAACAAAGGUCUGCAGUUCUUAUCUGCUCUCGAGAUAUCACAGAGACUCCUCCAAGUUCUGAAAUGUUGAUUUUCACAAAAAUCGGACUAGCUAAACCCCUUACACUAGUUGGAAAAGGAAGCUUUGCUAUGGUAGGAUACAAAGGACUAUCCACCCCUUCCUGGAUUAAAAUCAUUAAUAACAGUCCAGAGAAAAGAGCUGCAUCCCUUCAGUUAUACCUGCCGCUGAUGUUGACUGAAUACAAAUGCCCAACAACAAAACCUUAACAUUUAAAGUUCUCCUUGUGAUGCAGCUAGCCCAUGUGACCAACGCAGGGUGUAAGAGAGGCUUCCCACAUUUAUAAAAUCAGAGACCUACAUCUUGGGCACAGAUCAGUUUAACAAUGCCACUUGCUGCUUGCAAAUCCAUGGAAGCACGAAGAAUAGACAUAAUUAUCUCUCUUUAUUUUUUUCUUCUUUUUUUUUUUUUACUCAGAUUUGUAUGUUUUGCACUUAAUAAAUGGUUUAUCAUUUUAUGUCUAAUAUAUUUGAUAUGGGAAUAACCACUACAUUGUUUAGUGCCACGUCUGUAAUACCUGCACCUGUUCCUUUAUGGUUAAGAAGAACUGGACACAGAUUCUUUUAAAGACUAGGAUUGUGUUAUUAUUACGAAAUAAAAAGUGUAUAAGUAUUCAUAUGAAUGGGGACACCUUAUGUGCUAUGUUAUGGUGAAAAUGUAAGCUUAAAUGGCUUGUUGUUGCUUAUGCCUUAGCCACAGAAAUCAUUUUUAGUAACAUCUACUACAUAAGUUACAGUUGUUAUGUUUGCAUUGGAUGUAUAUUGUCAACAUGUAGCUUAUCUAUAUUAACCUUUUGUGACAAAUGCAGGUAAGUUUUUGUCUGUUAUCAGUCAGUCUACACACUGCCAACUUUAACUGUAAUUGACCUAAAAAUGACACAGCCAUCAAGUACUGGUAUCAAGAGUUAAUAAAGAUGCCUAUUGUGUAUAUAAGAA